AUGAAGACUCGACGCUGGCAAGAUCGCAUUCAAUGGUGGGCAGCGCGGGUUGGCACGAGAUUCGACUUGGACGUACUACUAAGAUCCUAUCAAGCGUUUUGGAACACCCCCGUCCUCGCUGCAAAACGAGAGGAUUGGGGCGGUGGAAAUGAGCCUGACUACGUAAUUUCUGCUAUACCGAAUGUUCGCCGUAUAGCCUUUUGGAACGCUCCAGAGAAGCUUUUUGCUCUGAUGGCAAAGAACAAUAUCUCAUUCGACACAGUGCAGUUCGGCCAGCUAAACCAGGCACUAACUCGUCUGUGCUCUCUGGAUUCAAUAAUGCAGGCCCUUUUCAAAUUCAACCAGCCGAAAUAUGAAUGUUAUAAACUCGAGAUUUCUCAUCUCAAGAUGUAUCUGCAUGCGAUGCCUGUUGUGUCUCUGGAUUACUAUCUACCUCAAUUAAUGAUGGGAAUCAAUGAUUUCAACGACCUCGAUUGCCAUUUGCCACCAUCGCUUACAUGUGUCUCAGUAUCGGUAUCCCUUCCUGUUAUUGGAGCUCGACGAUCUUUGUCUUCAUUAAUGGACCUCGUGAAGCGGCUGGCGAAUGUUAACGCUUAUCCAGACCUCGAGGAACUUCAUCUGCAGCAGCGAGAUCGUCUCAUUGAUCUCAUUCGUCACGUUGCUUCAUCCUGCCCUCGUCUCGUUUCUCUCCAGCUCAGCGUGGAAAUGAUGCUGAUUCUCGUUAAGGAAUAUGGAGAUUUGUGGAAACACAGCUGGAGAUUAGCUAUAGCUCGAGUAGCAGCUGAAUGCGGUAUGCGAGAUACGUGUGACUUCGGAGUAAACAGUCUUCCGCAUGUUUCUGAUUGCGACGAAUACAUCGUCAAACCUUCUUAUCCUGAGGAUUCCACUAUCGAGCUGGGAUCGUAUGGUGUUGCGGAGAGUGAGGACGAAAUGGAGAGCAGGGAGCAUGAUGCGGAGGACAGCGAUAGUUGUUCGAACGACUCCUUUGUUGUUGAGAGCGAUGAUGUAGACUCAGGGGAAGAGGACGAUGAGUUAGAUCUUCUCGAUCAACAAUUGGAGAGCGAAACGGAUCGGCGACAUGAAAGAUAUGUGAAAAAGCAAUCUCGUGUGCUUUCCGUCUCAUCCGAAGAAGGAGAAAGGCACAGCUUGGAUGAUGACGAUGGAAGUGAUGUGGAAUACAUUACGGACUACGAAGACGAAGAAGAAGAACAGCAAAAUCCACUGAUAGAUGGAGAGGCGGAAGAAGUUGAUACCGAUGAGGAAUCUGAAGAAAGUAUUGGGACAGAAUCAGAUGGUGAAGACAUCGAGCACAGCAGAGAUGAAGGAAUGCUGGAUGGGGAAGCAGAGGAGGUGGAAAGUGGAAUGGAAUCUGAAGACGGAAGUGACACAGAACCAGAAGGCGAAGAUGCUGCUUUUAGCAGCGAUCAAGAAAUGCUCGAAGCAGCGGCUGAGAUGGUAAACGCGCGUCCGAGGCGGAACCAAGGGAAGACUCUCAGGAAAAAACAUAUCAUAGUAUCCGACAGUGAAGUAGGAAAGGUGCAUGUCACGUCGACGUCGGCACUGCGGACGUUUGAACUGUAG
Molecule: messenger RNA, 1581 nt
Organism: Ostertagia ostertagi
Lineage: Eukaryota; Metazoa; Nematoda; Chromadorea; Rhabditida; Trichostrongylidae
Source: the annotation of a GenBank genome assembly